AUGACGUCCCCGACAACGACAGCAGCUCCGCCGCGCUCGGAAUACAACUCGACCAUUUCGCGCAAACGGUCUUCUCCAGCCGUGAAGCCUCUUCCGGAAGAGGUAGCAUGGCUUAAGGACAUCAAGCUGGAACUAGGCACUGCCAAUUCAAUCCGCUCCUCCGUGCAAUACAUCAUUCGCGUCAUCUACCAGCCUACGGGGACCGCCACAACGACGUGGGAAGUGAAGCGCACGUUUGACCAAUACAAGUGGUUCCAAAAGCGCUUGUUAAACCAUCUACAGCCCAAGCACAGCUGCAAGGCAGAGUGCCGGUGGCUCCAUACCACCAUUAAGAAGCACUUCCCCAAGUCGACACUGGGCUCGCGCUACCCGGUGAUCGUCGAACAGCGGCGGAAGGCGCUGCUUCAGCUACUGACUACUGUGCAGGCGUCGAUCGUAAACCAUGGAAACCGCAACUGCAAGGUGAUGAUGGAAGCCGUCUGUCAGGAGCUUUCCUCGUUUCUCGUGGGCGACCAGCACCCAAAUUUCGUCGGUGUGACCCCGCCCGUGACGCCCACGACGAGCUCCGAGAUAGAAACGUCGGCGCAGUCGCGGCUAUCGUUUGCGUCAUCCGUCUCGUCCGAAGAAGAGGAAGAAGCGGUCGUCAAUUACGACGGAGAGUUGUUUAUAGGUUGGAGUCUGCCUGUCGAGCACCUCCUGCAUGAGCACACCCUGAGCUCGCCUGCAUAA
Messenger RNA from Hyaloperonospora brassicae, 729 nucleotides. NCBI's taxonomy places the organism in Eukaryota, Oomycota, Peronosporomycetes, Peronosporales, Peronosporaceae. The record is from the annotation of a GenBank genome assembly.